UUUUUUUUUUUGGUUCUUUUUUUUUUUUUUUUUUUUUUUUUUUUUUCCGGAGCUGGGGACCGAACCCAGGGCCUUGCGCUUCCUAGGCAAGCACUCUACCACUGAGCUAAAUCCCCAACCCCUCAUUGUUUUUUUAAACACAGGAUCUCCCUAGAUAGCUCUGGCUGCCUUGAUAGUCUAGAAAGAUCAGGCUGACCUCAAACUCACAUCAAUCCACCUCCUUAAAGGGCAUAGCUUUAUACCUGGCUCUAAAUUUUUUGAAUGCUCUUAAACAGCAAGAAAAAUAGGGUUCAGGCCCUGCUUCUCAGUGCUGGUACUAUAAUCUAGUAUUUCCUAUAUGAAUUCCUAUUUUAAAAUAACCAGUAAGCUAGGGACUGAGUUAUCCUUUUACUGUGUACACUCUAUAAACAUGUGCCAUUGUGUGCAUGUGGAGGUCAGGAAGAACUUUCAGAGGUGGAUUCUCUCCUUUCACACUGUGUUCUUGAGAUUGAACUCGGUCAUCAGGCCUGAGCAGCAAGUGCCUUUACCCACUGAGCCAUAUCGCUGGCUCUGGUUGCCUUGACUGUUCAACAUAGAGCCAAGAAGUGUCAGAACUAAAUUAAGCUGGUACCAGCAUGAUUAAUUCUUCACAGUCCUAGGCUGAUUGCUAUCUCUCCCUAUGCGUCUCAGGGUAGAUGGGUCAGCUUAUCAGGGUUGUCAUCCCACAGCCUCUGGCUGGUGCUCUUUGUUGUGAAGCUGUCCUUGUUUCUGGCUGCUGUCAGGAUCCUGUCUUUUUAGCAGUUCUGCUGCUGAAUUGCGAACUUGUCUCUUUGGUAGGAGGUUGUCAGCUGAGACUCGAAGGCAAGUAAUCAACUCUGCCUGAACCUAAGGAGUUUCUGAGCUCUGGGCAGGUCUGGUAAGCUCAUGGGGCCCAGGGUCCUCCCUGUCAUUGGCAGGACAUAUUGUCAUUGGCUUGGACAAGUGGAUGUUUAUCCAUUGGCAUGGAUAUGUCAUUGGCCGGACAAAUGACAUCCCUUGUAAGUUGGCAUGAGAGCUUGACGACUUUGAAUCUACACUGGUGCACUCUGCAUAUUCUCAAAUAUUUGAGAACGCUGAACGUUGGGUUGGGGAUUUAGCUCAGUGGUAGAGCACCUGCCUAGCAAGUGCAAGGCCCUGGGUUCGGUUAAAAAAAAGUUAAAAAAAAAUAUUGAAGUUUUUUUUUGUUUUCUUUGUAAAAUUACUGCUUUAUCAUAUGUACUGCAUGUAUGUCUGUAUACCACAUGAUUACAGCACACUCAGAGGCCAGAAGAGGUUCUCUGGAACUGGAGUUAAAGAUGACUGUGAGCUACUUGCCAUGUUGAGUACUGGGAACUAAACUUGGAUCCUCUGCAAGAGCAGCCACUGCUCCUAACAUUGAGCCACCUUUUCAGUCCCUGCUAUUUGGUUUUUAAUAUUCAGACUUUAGACAUAGCCACUUUAUAAAAGCCAUACUUUGGGGGCUGGAGAGAUGGCUCAGCAGUUAAGAGCACUGACUGCUCUUCCAGAGGUUCUGAGUUCAAAUCCCAGCAACCACAUGGUGGCUCACAACCAUCUGUAAUGGGUUCUGAUGUCCUCUUCUGUUGUGAAUGAAGACAGCAAUUGUGCACUGAUAUGCGUAAAAUAAAUCUUGAAAAAAAAAAAAGCCAUACUUCAAAGCUGUCUAAGAAAGCUGGGGAUGGUGCUUCAUGUCUGUAAUACCAGCACUUGAGAGGUGUGGGCUCAGGAGCAGAAGGUCUAGGUAAGUUUCAGAUUCAUUAAACCCAGUCUCAGUAGUGUCUGUGGCCUGUCAUACAAGGGAGCUUUUGGUGAGAUCUUUCCUCCGCUGCCCGUCCUGUGUCCUUACGACUGCCCAGCUUGUCUUCAGAACUACAUGUAUAAAGCUGGCACAGUAAUAGAAUCUCCCCCUCCUGGGAGGUCCCACGAAUUAAAUGGGAAAGUGAAUGCUAUGGGGUGAUAAUAAUGUUACACUGGUGCCUCUGAGACCCCAUGCUCCUGAACUUAGAACACUGAAUUGUGAAGUAGUGUGAGUAGCACUCUCCACGCCUCCUUAAUGUGCUUUGUCUUCAGAGACCUUGGUGCUAUGAGCACUCACCAUCCAAUCUGAGGUAAUGUGCUAACCAACCCCUGUAAACAGGCUUCCACUGUAUAAGGGGUUUGCUCCUGUGCCACUACCACCCGUCUGCACCUGCUUAAAGAAAGUCAGCAUCCGCAUGAGUGCUCACAACCAUCUUCACUCCAAUUCCAGGGGAAGUUACCCUCUACUAACCACCGUGAGCACCAGGCAUGCGUGUAGUGCACAUGUGUGCGUACAGACAAACUUAUAAAAUUAAAAAACAAAACGUAGUGAGACUGGGAAGCAGAGGCAGCCGGAUCUCUGAGUUUGAGUCUACACAGUUCUGGGCUAGCCAGUGUAAUCGGUGGUUGGUCUCUUUGGUCCCUGAAUGAUUUAGACCCUGGAAAGCAUAUCAAAGGAAGGAGAGGAAGGCUAGGAAGACUAGGCGUGGCCUCUUGUGGGCGUGGCCUCUUGUGCGGGUGGGUGGUGUCUCUCACCACCAGCUGCUUUGCCUCCGGUCCCCUUGGAGCUGGUAAUAGCAGGAAGCUGGGGCAGAGCCUUUCCCCUGUGGUUUCUCCUGCAGUUGAAACUGCUCUGUGAGGGCUGGAGAGGUGGCUCAGAGGUGAAGAGCACUGACUGCUCUUCCAAAGGUCCUGAGUUCAAACCCCAGCAACCACAUGGUGGCUCACAACCAUCUGUAAUGGGGAUCCGAUGUCUUCUGGUGUGUCUGAAGAUAGCUACAGUGUAUAUAAUAAAUCUUUAAAAAAAAAAAGAAAAUGUUCUGUAAACUGUCUUGACUCUAUGUAUUCCCUAGACCUGCCUUUAUGACCUCUGACCUAUCUCCUGGAUUCUUUUUGGAUAUCCAGAAUUUGUUACAUGCCAAAAGGUAUCUUGUGACUGAAGCCUUUAUUUGGUAUGUUACUUCCCUGGUGACAAAAUAAUUGACAAACCAAUUUAAAAGAGGAGAUUUGGGCUAGAGAGACAGGGCUCGACAGUUAAGAGAACUGGCUACUCUUCCAAAGGACUAGAGUUCAAUUCUCAGUACCCACCUGGCACCUCACAACUGUUUAUAACCGUUCUAUUAGUCAGGGUUCUCUAGAGGAACAGAACUGAUAGUAUCAAUCUCUGUCUGUCUGUCUGUUGGGGUAUUUAUUAGAAUGGCUUACAGGCUGUGGUCCAAAAUGUAGUUCAAAAGUGACUGUCUGUCAAUGAAAGAUCCAAGAAUCUAGUACAGUGUUCAGUCCACAAGGCUAGAUGUCUCAGCUGGUCUUCUGUAUACACGAGAAUCACAAAGAAGUAGUCUCUUCAUCAAUAUAGGGAUGGACUUAACAUACAGAGCAAUCAGGCAGAGGGCAAGCUUCCUUCUAUGUCCUCUACGUAGGCUGCAGAAGGUGUGACCCAGAUUAAUGGUGUGUCUUCCCAGUUCCAACAAUCUGGAUUAAAAGUGGGUCUUGGCCCUGGGUUCGGUCCCCAGCUCCGAAAAAAAGAACCAAAAAAAAAAAAAAAAAAUGGGUCUUGGGCUGGAGAGAUGGCUCAGUGGUUAAGAGCACUGACUGCUCUUCCAGAGGUCCUGAGUUCAAAUCCCAGCAGCCACAUGGUGGCUCACAACCAUUUGUAAUGAGAUCUGAUGCCCUCUUCUGGUGUGUCUGAAGACAGUGAUAGUGUACUCACAUACAUAAAAUAAAUAAAUAAAUCUCAAAAAAAAAAAAAAGAAAAGAAAAAAAAAGUGGGUCUUCCCACUCCAAAUGAUUUAAUUAAGAAAAGUCCCUCGCAGGUGUACCAGCCGUUUGGGUUUUAGUUAAUUCCUUAUGUAAUUAAGUUGAGCAAGAAUAGCCGUCACGACUGUAUCCAAUAAAGUACAGAAGUCUUUGAAAAGCCACACACACACACACACACACACACACACACACACACACACACACACACGCGCGCGCGCGCGCAAAGGAGAUUUCUCUUGGCUCAACAGUUUCAGAGGGUAGUCUUUCAUGACAGGACAGGGAUGGUGGAUGUUCAGCUCUGUCCUUGUCAGUUGGACCAAACUCUGCAGAUCAUGGAGCAGAUACUAGGCCAGAAUGUGGGUUGUAUCCUUCAGAUAUUGCCCGUGUCUGCCAGCUGGGCCACGUGUUCCACAGGUUCCAUGGCCUCCCAAAAUAGCAGCACCGGCUGGGGAUCACUUGCUAAACAAUCUGGAGGGACUGGUUUUUAGAUUCAUGCUGUGUUUGGGGAAAGGGAUUCUGCAAUGUCCCUAAGGAGCUUGAAAGUGUUGAGUUACACAGAUGACCCCUCAAAUCCAAUCACUAGUGUCCUUAAAAAAUGCCACAGGGGCUGGAGAGUUGGCUCAUCAGUUAGGAGUACUCUUGCAGAGGACCCAGGUAAGAGUCUCAGUGCUCAAAUGGUGGCUCACACCCUCUAUAACUCCAGUCUCAGGGGAUAUGACACCCUCUUCUGUUCCCUGCAUACAUGCAGGGAAAACACUCAGAUGCAUAAAGUAAUUUUUAAAAAUUAAAAAUAUCAAAGAGGAAAAGAAAAAAACAGUUCCAAAGAGAAGUGUCACAGAGGAGAGGAGUCAGAGACUGAAGUGGCAGGGACACAAGAAGCUGGAAAAAGCAAGAAGGACCUGUGGGAGUGCAACUCUGGGACAACUCCAUUUUACAACUGCUGGCCUCAGAGCCACAGGAGAAUAGUUUCUAGAAGUUCUGCAUGUUAUUUUGUGAGAUUGGGUCUUGUUCUGUAGCUAGGUUGGCCUUGAAUUUACAGUCCUCUUUCCUUAGCCUCCAGAGUGUAAGGAGUCCAAGCAUAUUUGUUAAUUGUUUCUGUUGAGUGAAUAUCUGCUUGUAGCAGUUUUUUUUUCUCUUUUUUUAUGGCAAAACCACUGAAUAAUAAAGUUACUGUCAUGUAGAAAAUUCAGCAUCUUUGGACAGAAGUCUGCACGGGCUCUUUGCAUAGUCCAGAUAUAUCAGACUGGUGCAUGGGUUAUUUGCAUAUUAACCCAGAUAUAUCUGGUGCAGGUGACAGUCAUUAUGUGGAGGGUAGCACUGGCUAGCUGGUUUGGCACACAGAUGUCAUGUACUUGGGGUACUUGUCAGCUCACUAUGUCUCCUCUGGUCUGCGUAGCCUCAGAUAGGAGGCAGGGGCAAUGUCCAGUAGCCUGAGGCCUUUCUUCACACUGUGGCAUUUAGACCCUGUGCUUACGUGUGUUGGGAUAUGCUAGAGUCUGUGGCUAUGAUUUGGGUGUAUUAAGGUGGUACUGUGUUGGGAUUGCUGAGCUGUACUGGGAUAAGUAAGCUUGUGUGGACCAAGGUGAGCUAGGAUCUGUUGGGGUGAGUUGAGGUGGGCUAUGAUAGUCACAGGUGUGCUCCUCUGGAACCCAUCCUUACUUGAAGCUGUGCCAGCAAACUUACGUACUGGAGUAAUCCGAGUUGUUCCAAUGCUCUAGUAGUAUACCAUUGAGUAGUGGACUUUUGGAGUUAGACCAUCACGGUCCUUCCCCUUAGCAUGGCCCAGUGAAGGCAUGUUUAUCAGAGGGAGAUGAAGGCAAGCAUUGAGGAGGCAGGCUGGUGACAUUGCUACUCCCCAUCCUGGAGGGAAAUCAGCCCCCUGGUGGAGUCGCAGCUUAUCUGUGAAUGAGGAUGAUUUUAAUACCUUCCCUCAGCUGGUCACCUUGAUAAACACUGUGUUGCCAGCUCCUGUCCUCAGCGUCACCAAAAUGUGGCCUAAGUGGACCAUCCAACAUUGAGUGAAACACCACGGCUGGCCUACAGGCCACUCCCUGCAAUCUGAUCUGUAGGAGAGUUUGAAAUACUUGUUGGUUUUAUGUGAAUCCAUCGACUAACCGAACAUUUCCCUAAAAGGGCACACAUUGAAAGCCUUUAGGAAUUACUCAAAUACAGCUGAGCGGUGUGGCGCAUGUAACUUAAUCAGCCACAGGGCUUGGGAAACACAAGGUGACCGUGGUGAUUUGAGAAGGCCACCAUAGGUCCAGAUCUGCCCAGGGAGAGGAGAUGAGGACUGUUCUGGGCAGAGUUCCUCUUAGGCACUGGUGCCUGCCAGAUGUCUCAGUCCUUAUCUGGCCCCUGCCUGCUGUGAUCCAGGUCACAAGUCCCCUGUCCUCAAGAAACCUGGAGGAUAUUAAGGGUCUGUAGCAGGUCGUGCAGCAGGUGAGGGCACUCCUGGCCCCGGUUGGCUGAGCAUGUACAGGAUUGGGCUUCUGGGCCCAUAACCUGUGGUGGCCUGGCCUGACUCCUGGUAUGCCUAGUAUCAGCCCCAGGAAUACCCAGUGGCUUUCUAAUGUCUUCCUUUUUAGGUCUUAUUCCAGAUGCUUUCAGAACUACUCCAUUUUGUACAUAACCUAACCCUGUACCUAACCCUGCAACCUUUUUUACUUCUUGUUGUUUGGGAACAAGGUUGUCUAUAGAUUACAAGCAUGUGGAAUUACAGCCUAUUCCUAGCCAAGUCAACAGGCAUUUUUGCUGCCCCCCCCCCCAGCACCCUGGGAAGUGGUCCAUCCCAGUCACACCCACCGGUAGAAUGAGCACCCACCUUCAGUGUUCAAGUGCACAAAAGUGCCUUCCAAUCACACUGUAGGUCCAGAAAUGAGACCCCAUAGGGCAGGGACUUGCCCAAAGACAAAUUACCCUCAAAAGACGGGAAGCUGGGCGUUGGUGGCGCCUGCCUUUAAUUCCAGGGCUCGGAAGACAGAGGCAGAAGGAUCUAUAGGAGUUCGAAGCCAUCCUGGUCUACAGUCCGAGCUUCAUACUGAGACCUUGUUAUAAAAAAAAAGAAAAGAAAAGAAAGGCAGGGAGAUGAAGGUGGUCGCAUUGGGCUUUGGAAUCUGGGAGCCACUGGAGCUCUGCCGGUAGGCACUACAGCCAGCCUUCGCCUCCCCGCCGACACCCGUAGGUUAACGUCACACCCGGCGCGCGCCAGCUCACACAAGGGGGCGGGGCCAGCAGCGGCGCACCGGACUCGUGGAGGGAGUGAGAGGAAUGGGAGCGUGCGUCCCGAGGCCACGCCCACAACAAGCCGGGCAGUGACGUCGCCCGUCUAGCGGCGCGGCUGAGGGUUGAUUGCUUGCGGCGGCUUCCGCGGGCGGGUGCGCGAACGGACGGCUGACGGCUCGGGGCGGUGGUAGCGGCACAGCGGCCAAUGAGGGGAUCCGGAGGGGGCGGGGCGUCGGCUGCGGUUUUGUUCCGCGGUGGCUGAGGCGCACGGUCCCCAUGCGCGGAGCGCGGCCUGCGCGGCCGGCGCCUUGCCCCAGCUACGGAGCCCGGUGCUCACCCGUCGCGCGGACAUUGCUCUGUGCCGUCGUUCGCCUGCCCAUCGCUAAGAGCUCCAUCCACCGGAACGCCGUGUCCUUGCGCUGUAAGCCCGGAAUCUCCGUACGUCGGCCGGCGCCGCGCAGCCGCACGUCGAGAGCCGGGUGCAUCGCCACAGCGCGCGGAACACCCUCUAGGAAGCAGGAAGUUUGACGAGAUAUGAUGGUCCCUUAAGAGAAUCCCAAGAGCAGAUCCUCCCCGACGUCCUGUGGAAGGUGACUUGGAAGUGUAUUCCGAAGCCACUUUUCUGCGUAGACUGAAGGUGACAAAGCCCUGAAGAGUCUGCAAAUGGGUCAGCAUCUUUAAGUCAGAGCUAUAACCCUGAGCUUUGGCUCAGACCUGAUGGCUUGAGCCUGCUGAUGUCCAGGCUUCUGGAAAUCCAGUGCCCAUAGAUGUGGACUAAGGAAGAGCCCCGACCAUGGUCACUCUCAUCACGGAGAAGCUGCAGAACCAGAGUUUGGAUGACCUUACCCGAAGGGCCUGUGAGGCUGUCCCGUAUUCUGCUGAGAAACUGGACAAAAGUGGCCAUUUGUUCCCUUUGGAGAUUGGCGUGGAUAAAAGUCCCUGGAAGGCCUCACAUGGAGGAUGGCCCUUUCGAAGCCGGGCAGCCUCAGGCCCCUUCUCAGUGGGCCCACAUGGUGUGUCUCAUACCGAAGGUCUCAAGUGGCAGCUGGAAUCCCCAGGGCCCAUGGCUGUGGGCCGCUUCCUGGACCUCCGUGAGAGCACAGGGCCACCCGCAGCUCCACCAACCAAGCGACACUGCCGGUCCCUGUCAGAGCCAGAGGAGCUGGCUCGAUGCCGUUCCCCAUGGCGCCCUGGUAGCUCCAAGGUGUGGACUCCCAUCUCUAAGAGGAGAUGCAACAGUGGCGGGAGUGCCACGCUGCAGUGCUGCAGUGGUCUCGGCAACCCUGCACUGCAGGGCAGUCUAGCCCCCGGCCUACCCAGGAAGCCUGUGUCGCCCACCGGCCCUACCUCACCGAUGACGCCCCGGCCAGCUUCAGCCAGCAGUGGCUUUGUGGAUGGCAGUGAGGGCAGUACGAGCUCAGGUCCACCCUGGCUUUCUACAGGACCCUGCCCAUUUUCCUCCAGGCGCCGACUGUCCCUCUCACAAGAGCACCUUGUAGAUGCAGGUGCCUGCCUGCCUUCCGCCAGCAGCACCCCCACUUCCACACCUGAGCUAGGCCGGCACCAUGGCCUGCUCCGGUGCCGCUCACAGCCUUGUGUGUUGGAUGGGAGGAGGGUUCGGCGCAAGCGGAGACGGGAGGAGGAUGCCAGGUGGACGCGCCCAUCCUUGGACUUUCUGAAAAUGACUCGGGCACAUGCUGUUUCUGACAUCGCCAUUCUCAGUGCAGACUCUGGGCAGUGCAGCCAGCAGCGCAGAGGCGCAGGCCUGUGGUUUUGUAUUGUUGAAGCUUCGUGAUCUUUCAAAUAAAAUAACAUCUGAGACUACUAAAAAGCGAAGUAAUGAAUGUUUGUGCCUCCCUCCCCAGUGAUGAGUGACACUUUACAGUGCUUUCUUUAGUUGCCUUUUUAAUAAACAGAGUGGCUGGGACCUCACAGGGCCAAACCCUGCGCAUAGCUUGGGUCACCUAGUCUAGGCAUCUUUGACAGCUGUGGGGUACCAGAGGGGCAUGCUCAGUCAUCCCUACCCUCUGACUAUAGCACUGUUAGAGCUAGAGGCCCUCUGUGAACAUCGAGAGCAGGGCUUCCUCUCCCUCACAAGUCUGAUUGCAUGCAGACUCACAGGCAGAGGAGCCAGCAGGCAGGCUGUCUUCAGAUCUGCCACCCAUGGGUGACCAUGCCCACCCCCCACACUUCCCUCACCUGUCUGUGUGAACCUGCCUCAUCAUAAAUGGCUCCACAUUUCUCCUUGCCCUAGCCUCUCUGCUCCCUCUCUGUCCCUGUCAGCUAAUGGUCCCCACAUCCCCCAUUCUUGCCCUCUAGUGUUGACUUCAGAAUCGUGGGCUAGGUUUUUGUUGUUGUUUGUUUCACGGUUUAAGAUUAUUUAGACUGUGUGGUGGUGCAGUUCAAUCCCAGCACUUAGGAGGCAGAGGCAGGUGAAUCUGAAUUCCAGGCCAGCUUGGUCUGCAUAGUGAGUUCCAGGCAGCUAGGGUUGGUUACGUAGGGAGAGACCCUGUGUCAAAAGCCAAGGUGGAGGUGGGGAGAUGAGUUGUAAGGCAUUUCAUGUUCUGUAGAGUGAGGUUUCUGAGGGACACCAUGGCACCAGUGUGUUAGGUUCAGGAAGCAGCAGCUCGCUCUAGGCCCAACCCUGCAUAUGAGGCCCGAGUACCCGCCUCCUCCCCUGCCUUUCUUUGCUCAUCGCUGCUGGUCUCUCCUGGCUACAUCUGACCCGUGUAUGGCUACCUGAUGCUGUUACCUUGUUCUGAAACAGCUGUCCCACCCAGGAAAGUCCUGUCCCAUCGUCUUCCUGCAAUAGCCGGUGCUGACUUGUGUACUAUGGCUGUGGCUGUGGCUAGGGUGCCAGGCCUGCCUUUCCCCAGUCUUAUGGAGCACGGUCUCCAGGGUGGGCAGUUUUCCUGUGUACCUAGAGUGGAGUACUACCCUUAUAUCCCCUUCAGGCCACUCUCCCGUCUUCCUGAGACCGUGACCAACCUUGUUUUUCUCUUGGAGUAACACUUGCCUGGUGGCUGAGCAUCUACUUCUGGGGCGGCCCUUUUGAGUUUCUGGUUUGUUGGCUCUGUUCCGCCCUGUCUCUGUUGCCAGGGUUUUAUUCAGUGGUGCUGAGGUGCUGGGGCCUCCCGAGUCCUUCCUGCUCAUGGCUGUCGGCUGGUGUCACUCUGCUGUUCAGUGAUUACUUUGGAGGGCCAUGAUGUCUUACCCCUGUGGACACUGCACCUUGUUGGGAGAGGACGGACAUCUGGGGUGGGGGUGGGGCUCCUCUCCUUACAGCUGGCUUCCCCCCAUGCUUACUCUGACAUGCCUUCAGAUGCCUUCAGAUGCCUCUAGUGUCCCCAGUGUUUGGCAGUGCCCGCCGUUUGCUCCUGUCAGAUGGAGACAAGAGUCUACCCCAUCUUUGAGAUCUGUGGUGUAGACUGGUGUUGGGAUUCCUGUGUUCUGGGAAGACUGUUAGUCUCUGCCUGGAGAAUGGAGUCUUUGGAGCCUGGCCUUGUGUUUGGGGUACAGAUGUUUUCAUUUCACUUUUAAGGUGUUCUUAAAACCUUAUCCAUUUUUGAAAUUCUUUUCUGAGAGCAGACCUCUCUUCUUGGACAGAGGUGGGGGUGGACACUGUAGGGUGUCUUUGUCAUCUGCCACGGCAUGGAUGCUCCAUGUAUCCCUCAGGCCUCUGUAACUUGGGACCAGGCGAUCUUUCCCUCCCUGACACUGAGGAAGGCCCUCUUGGAUGUGCUCAGAUGUCUACUGAUAUUUCUUGGCCAACCUGGGGUCUUGGCCGGGCACAGACACACACAUGGCUCGGCUCUAGGCAUGGCUUACUGCACCUGUCUCAGGCUCCAGCUCUACUCGGGUUUGAAGCAGCCUUGCUGGCAGGAGCAGAGCUCGUGAACACAGGCUUAGUGUCUGUAUUUGCCAGGCGGCUUUCUCAACACAGAGAGGAAAGCGCUUGGAUGCUUGUGGCAGCAGUGUCAGGAUAGCUGUAGGAUGCUGGUGUUUUAGAAUCCCCCUGGCUUCAUUGUGGUGAGGUUUGCAGUGGUAACUGGAUACAACAGAAUAUGUCUGUUUCACUCAGCUUGGAAGAUUCCUGGCAUGGACAGCACCCUGGCUGGCCGACCUGUCUGCCUUCCUUCCUUCCUUUGUUUUUGUGGCAAUAGGUGCUAGUGCCUCCCUUGAGACACGGUGGCAGGUCAAGUCAUGAUAGGUGUGGGCUGAUUGACGGUUCUCUCAGGGAUGGUAGUUUUGUGUCGGGCUCUUUGCUGGGUAGCAGUUAUUUCUCUGUGCAUAGAGGAGACGGACAGAGGUUGCUGCUUGCUGCUGAGCUGACCCAGAGGGCACUGGAGUCCAGCGGUGUUUUCUCCACAUGUCAGACCAUGUGGAAGUCCUGAGGUGAAGGCAGGCUUCUGACUGCAGACCCAGGUAGACCUUCUAUGGUUGGGACUACUGGUGCAUGCCUAGGGUCUGCUGUCCUGCAUUUGGAUGUCCCACUGUCCAGCAGGGCCACAAGAAAUAAGCUGCAGGCAGAGUCUUCCAGCUGGUACAUGACAGUCAAAUUCAUCUUGGUUUGAGCAAAAAAUAAAUUAUUCCUUAUUAUUUUGGGGCCAGAACCUAGCUGCUUGUGUCUUUAAGGAUUUGCCUUUGGAAUAUUGCUGCUCACAUUGGCUUGUGUCUUUAAGGAUUUGCCUUUGGAAUAUUGCUGCUCACAUUGGCUUGUGUCUUUAAGGAUUUGCCUUUGGAAUAUUGCUGCUCACAUUGCUUGCUGGGUUUGCUUUGUGUCUUUGAGACCGGGUUUCUAUGUGCACCCUCCCAGGUAGCCUAGAAGUUGAGCUCCACACUGCUCUCCUGAGCACUAGACGACAGCCGCAUGCAUAGCCGAGUGCCAUGUGCCUUGCAGAGUCACUGUUCAUAGUUGAACAAUAAAACCGAAACAGUGCAGUUUGUCUUGUUGAGACAGCUAAUUCCUGUACAAACACAGCUCUGAGGAAAACUGUGUUCUCCCUUGGCUUACGUGCUUAUACUCAUUUGUGAUGGGCCUGUUUCCAGGGAUCUUCUAGUCAAAAAGUAGAUUUUUGCUAAGAGUGGUAGCACGUGUCUGAAACUCCAGCAGUCAGAAAGUAGGAGGAGGAAGAUCAGAAGUUCAAGGCCACACUGAGCUACAUAGCAAGUUUAAAGCCACCCUGGACUACUUUGUCUGUCCUUACUCCAGACGAAUUUGGGAUUGGGGGGUGGUGGUGGUUGCUGUUGUGGUUGCUGUUGUUGUUGUUGUUGUUGUUGUGGUUGCUGUUGUGGUUGCUGUUGUGGUUGCUGUUGUUGUUGUUGUUGUUGUUGUUGUGGUUGCUGUUGUGGUUGCUGUUGUGGUUGCUGUUGUGGUUGCUGUUGUGGUUGUUGUUGUGGUUGUUGUUGUGGUUGCUGUUGUGGUUGCUGUUGUGGUUGCUGUUGUGGUUGCUGUUGUGGUUGCUGUUGUGGUUGCUGUUGUGGUUGCUGUUGUGGUUGCUGUUGGUGUUGUUGUUGUGGUUGCUGUUGGUGUUGUUGUUGUGGUUGCUGUUGUGGUUGCUGUUGUGGUUGCUGUUGUGGUUGCUGUUGGUGUUGUUGUUGUGGUUGCUGUUGUUGUUGUUGUUGUUGUGGUUGCUGUUGUGGUUGCUGUUGGUGUUGCUGUUGUGGUUGCUGUUGUGGUUGUUGUUGUGGUUGUUGUUGUGGUUGCUGUUGUGGUUGCUGUUGUGGUUGCUGUUGUGGUUGCUGUUGUGGUUGCUGUUGUGGUUGCUGUUGUUGUUGUUGUUGUUGUUGUUGUUUUGUAUCACUGAUUAGCUAAUGUUCUCAAGGCCAGGGUGGCCUGAUAGUCCGUGUCCUGGCGUCUGUGCUACUUUCCCGGUACCAGUGUACCUCCUAGAGUCCCCAUGUAGUGGCACAUGGAAGAGGGCUGUUUAAAGCAGCCUGGUGGAUAUUGUGAGGACUUAGACAGGGCUGUGUGAAAGGGACUGAGCACUGCAGAAGGGGACACAAGGUCAUACCAGGGACGUGGCAGCGAAGCAAGGCCCAGCCAUGUCAAAGGCAGGUAUGUGUAGCUCUAACAUGUGCAUCCCAGGACAUGGGUGAGUUCCAAGAGACAUGCGCAGUAGUCUGAGGUCAUGGGGCAAGUGGACCACGCCACCAGACAGAAGAACUGGUAAGGUUAAGUGAGCCCAAACUCCGUGGACCUCAGGAUUGAGAAUGGUAGGAGUGGGGCCAACUCCCUGGUAAUUCUACCUGCCCUGGAUCAUGUAACCAUGCACCUCCCUGAGAGGGCCAUGACAGUCAGGUAUUUAAUCCCUGACUCACCCCGAGUUAGGUGUGUGCAUUCACAUUUGCCAUUGAGUAAAGCAGUUUGGACAAGCCAGGACAGUCUCAUCAUCAAGGAUCAGAGCAAUGGGUCGGCCUCCUAAGGAACAGCACCUGAGUCUCCCAGAGAAGCCAGCUGUCUUACAGCCCUUACAUACUCUCACCACUCACUCGGAAUCAAACUAGGUUCCACUCCCCACCUUCCACUUCCUGCCUGGCUCAUGGAUGCUCCAAGGGGAAGUGUGGACCAGGACCUCCACCCCUUUCCAACUCACCUGGGUACUCAGGAGACUGGGAGCCACAGCAGUUGUUCCAGACUCCCCUGUUUCCCACUUGGGAAAACACCGACUGCAUUUUGCCUCCCCUGAGCGGUGUGUAGGCAACAUUCCAGGCACCCAGCCACAGGCAGAAUGCAGCCCUCUGAGUAGGCAAGUCUUUUUCAAUAAGCGAGCUCUGGUUUGGAGCAGAGACUGGUAGUUGAGUUCACAGAGGGCAUGCGGACAGCACAGCCUCUCAGCUGGCUCUUCUGGCUCUGUGCCUUGGGUGCGCCUUGGGUAGUAUAUGCUAGAGGCAGUCCAAGAUGCUGGCAAGGCUCAGAGUGCAUACCUGGACAAGGGUCAUUAGAGGCCCCUUGUGUGUUUUUCACUUAGAGGUUUUAGGAUGAGAAGGCUCUCCACAUAUUGUAUUUGAGAUGAGAGUGGACGGUGGGAGGCAGGGUCGAGGCAGUUAGGUUAGGGAUUGAGGAAUGAAUCUGUGUGUAUGUGGGUCUGAUAAGUUACAGCUGGCUAACCUGACCUGAAACCUGUUUUGAACCACUGGGUGGUGUUGGAGAUGGGGUACAUGAGGAGAGGAUUCCUGGAUAGUCUGUCUACCAAGAGAAAGGCAGGCUCUGAGAUGCAGCCUCUCUGAGGUCUCUGGUGUCUGGGGCUUCCCAGGUAGGUGUUAGGCACUUACAUACCUGGUGUCUCUGGUCUUGCAGGCACUGUGGGAGCUCUGUGGCCCUGGUUUCUGACGAGGCCAGGAGUGAGAUGAGCAGAGUCCAGGAAACAGCUCUUGGGCUGUGAGUGGUGCUUGGUGACUGGGAUGGGCUAGACAUCGUUGUAGGCAGGCACAUAUCUUGCAUAUCACCUCCCAGAAAUGCCUUCAGCCCAUUUUUUUCUAUUGCAGACUUUAAAAAACUCAAAGAGCCUUUGUUCCCUGGACUAUGAAGAUGAUGAGGAUGACACCCAGGCGAAGACGGUUGUGUCCUCUCCGUGUAACUCGCAGGGCCUCGUGGGCAUCAUCACUCCCAGCUCUAGCCCAAGGAUUCCCAGGCCUGGCCCUGCCAGCCCCAGUGUCUGGGCUUCAGGGGAGCCAGAGACUAGCACCGGUGAGGGUGGGAGCAGUGGGGAACCCAGUGACUGGGACAGUGCAGGAGAGGAGGGCAUUUUCCCGCUGGACCACGGCGACCUGGACUUGGAGCAGAUUGAGAACAACUGAUUUUGGCUGAGCAGUGGCUGCUGUCUGUCACCUUGGUGCCUGACCAGUGGAAAGAACUUGUGUGUUAUUUUGAAAAUUGAGGUGUAAUUUUGAUUCAGUUUUUCCUAAAGAAGUAUUUUGCAUUUUUAUGGCUUCUACAGUUUGGGAGAGCAUCUCUAUUUUGAAAUGGGUUUUUAGAGGGCAUUCUAUUAAACAUGGUUCUACGUA
Rattus norvegicus (Norway rat) is the source of this 15018-nucleotide messenger RNA. It is a transcript of the gene Fam53a, whose product is annotated as family with sequence similarity 53, member A. Lineage: Eukaryota; Metazoa; Chordata; Mammalia; Rodentia; Muridae. The record is from RefSeq and is a predicted model, not a curated record.